Messenger RNA from Penicillium antarcticum, 2136 nucleotides. RefSeq lists its product as uncharacterized. Lineage: Eukaryota; Fungi; Ascomycota; Eurotiomycetes; Eurotiales; Aspergillaceae. The record is from RefSeq and is a predicted model, not a curated record. The transcript has a single exon. Bases 1 to 2136 code for a protein of 711 amino acids.
AUGGCUGCCUUGAAGAAACUUUUCCUAGCUGAAAAGCACCCUCGACCGGUGACUAGCCUUGGAUUCGAGGGCAGUCCGAUGAGGGAUCCUUACUUUCACAUGACGGUUGAUUCGCCUGCACGAAGCCAUUUUGGCGACUUCCCGUCAAGCGCUUCGCAGUCUUUAGAUGUGGCUCACCAUUUUGACCAGAUCGAGAAACAAUUUGAAGAUCUGCAUGAUUCUCUCCAGCGGCCCAUAUCUGCUGAAUCAGAAAUGCCGCCUUUGGGUGCCACUGAUUCCACAGCCAGACCCCAGAAUGGCCGUCAUAUCGAUUUAAUGGAUGCUAUAACUACCUCGGAACCACCCCAGACAAUCCAAUCAGAACCUGUCUCCCCACUUGCCGGUCCAUACAAUGAAGAUGUCGCAGAACGGAAUAUGACCAGAUUCCUUCGGAUUCAAUACAGAAAUGGACUCGCAAGCUCGCGGAUUCUUGCUGCACUGUACCAAGAGGAUGUAGCAGACCGAAACAUUGCGAAAUAUAGUAAAGAUUCUCGCACUUUGUCGAAUUUGAGCUCUCAGUCAUCUCCUGCCGCACCUGGAAGAGUCCGUAUCCCAGACGGUGUACGGCGCAAAGCCAGAAAGCGGGAUCAUGGCAAGCCAACAUGGGCAUCGGCGGAGAACUUACGCAGGGGAGAGGACUCUCGGGAUGAUGGCUCAGGCACUUCGUCUCAAGGAUCAUCCAGCCAAGAUCUUCGACACCAAAGAUCGGCACCUAGUUUGUCAGCGGACGAAGGCUUUGUGUCCCAGGAGAAUGCACCACCAAGCCCUGUUCAGCGCUUGGGCGUUCCCCCUGUUUAUAAGCUAGGCAAGAGAUGGAGCAAUACACCUCUCCCAGACAGUCCGACAAUUCCCAUUCCUAUGGGUGAUCGCGGAGGCGCCGCCGAAGCUCCCUCGGUUCCGCGAUCGCCUGCUAUAAUUAGUCGCAGUUCAUCUUCGACAUCAAGAUCGCAUUCUUCAUCACCACCACCCCCACCAGCGCCAGGCUCUAAGAAGAACGUUCGAGAUCUCUCGAUCAACACCAAAUUGGCUUCUAAAGGACGACCAAAGAUUGCACACCGUGCAAUUCAGCCGCCAACCCCAUCAACCGGCAGUAUGAAGCGGGCUCCCAGCAUCGCAGAGGUGAUGAACAGUCCCCUGCCCGUGCCUAGUCCUGCCAGUCCCCCCAAGGAAUCACCACGCUUCAAAGCCUCGGAAUUGAUGGACUUGUUCAGCAAAGCUUUCACAUCAAUUCCAGGCAAUCACCCCACAUACGAGACUCUACAAGAUGCCAUUGUUCGCGAGAUCAACUCUCACGAGGCAUUCCGGCGUGUCCCCGUACCGGCGCCAGGACCCCCAUUCACACCUAUAUCCGAAAAUGACAGAUUCGCUGGCGCCAAGCACGAACCAGGUCUCCUCAGCCGCAAUGCCUCAGCAAAGGGCCGACUGGCAAGCAAGGGCUCGUUCAGGAAACACAAGCGCAACUCCGAGUCUCGCCGCAGCAUCUCAUCCAGCGUCGGCUACGACAAAAUUCGACGAAAGGUGGCCGGCUCUCCAGCCCGCCGUCGUCACACCGAUGCUCCACCUCCAACCCCGGGUUUCCUGGCCGAUAUCAAGCCUCAAGAAUCCAUCGCCCCUCGACUCGUUGCCGGCGAACCAAUCACCUACAUGGAUGUCCUACGUGCAAGCAAUGACAUUGCCACCUCCGCCCCUAACUCCAAGAUGCCCGCUGCCUCCCGCAAGCGUGGCCGCUCAGAGUCCGCUGGUACCCUCGCUACUUUGGCUCGCACUGCGCCAGAUGCACCCAGCACCCCAGGCACAAUUUACUGUUUGCAAGCACAUUCGACUCCAUCAGCUAGUGACUCGCAAGAAGACAGUGAUGACGAUGAUAUCAUCCACCUACCCAGUGUGAACAUGGCUCCUCGCGUGCAGAUUGAAGGCGUGGACGAGAACAACGUUCGAUAUGUGAUUGACGCUGCCUCUGAUGAAGCCCAGAAGUUCAUGCACUGGCCACAGCGUACUGCGCGGGGUGUCAACCGCAAUGCCUACGAGAACAGUCUCUCACCGUCGUCCCCUGCACGGAUGCAGCUUCGUGGUUCUCGCUCUGUUGAGGCCUACUAA